AUGGCCACUGUUGUGAAGACUAACAUUGUCGCUAUUUUGGUUGCUGCCACUGCCGUUCCAGUUGCCGAUGGCGACAGAUUGACAGCGACGGGCUCACGGCAAAAAAUAGAGGAGGCCGGCAAAGUUCUGCUCUCAGACAGAAGACGGCGGCUAAGCUCUGCACGGACAAAGGACGGCAGCGAAGCCUCUCGGACGGAGGACGGAGAAGAAGUCCUUCUCUCAGACGGAGAACGACGGCAAUCGGCGGGUUUGGAGAAGAAGAAGUUAGAUGCUCUAUUGCUCUCAACCUCAGUUGCAGCUUCUCACACUCAAAAUUUUGAUUUUGUUACUGAUGUGAAUGCCAGGAAACUAUAUUGGAAUUUCAAAGUUUAUAUUGUUAGGAUAUGGAAAGUUCCAAGUAAAGAUAAUGAGAAGGAGAUUGGUUCAAUUGAAAUGAUUCUUCAAGAUUGUAAGGGUGGCAGGAUUUACGCCACUAUUCUGAGGGUGCUACCCAAGAAAUGGAGUGUAUUUGACAAUAAGAGCAUCUCAAAGAAUGGUGUUAGUAGGAUGGUACUAACAUUCUCUCAUAGAACAAUGGUUAAUCAUGUGGAUAACCCAAGCUUUUCUCUAGAAGCAUUUAGGUUGAGAUCUUUUAGUGAUCUUCUAACAGAAGAUAGAUUGGAACAUUCUGAGAUGUUUGAUCUGAUUGGUAAGGUGGUCGGUAAGAAAGACCCGCGAAACUUGAUCACUAGCAAGGGUUUAAUGACUAAGCGUAUGGUCGUUAUUUUGGAAGAUCUUGGGAAUAACAAAAUGAGUUGCACAUUGUUUGGUCAGUUGGUGGACCACAUUCUUCCACAUCUUGAUGAUGGGAGAGUUGAGCCACUUAUUGUGGUCCUUAAAUAUUUUAAAGCAACAAGAUUGCUCAGUGGCGGUCCAUCGAGCUCAGCUAGGAUUAGCCAUGUGUCCUCUCCGGCUGCGUGGUCUGUAAAUGAUGAGUUUAACCGUGGAUCUAUUAGUGUGAAGACUAUCGAGGAUGCACUAAAAUCUGUUAAGGAAGGAAAAAACGAUUGGUUUUAUAAAGCAUGUAGGAGGUGUCCCAAGAAGGUUGAAACCCCCAUUGGUGAUCGGUACAAGGUUGAAGUAAUGGUUUAUGAUGGAUCAGGUAGCAUCAACCUACCUUUGUGGGAUAGAGAGACAACUCAGUUAUGUGGGAAGCAGGCAGACAAAAUCGUUCUCGAGGAUGCAGUUGGAGAUGACGAUUAUCCACCAUUUCUUAAUAACAUGAUGGAUAAGAAGGUGUUUUUAAAGAUUAAUGUUAAAUCUGCCAAUAUAAAGCAAUAUGAUCUAGUUUACACCGUGAUAAAAGUUUGUGAUGAUGAGGAUAUUAGCCUCAAGCACCUCCCAACAAAUAUAUCCUCUAAUCAAUCUGCUCAUGUCCAUGAGGCUGACUGCAGCAACUCAAUCGACGUGUCAAGUAAUGUUGUGGCUAUCAUCAGCGAUAAUGAUCCUGAACUUACUUUGGAUUUUAUGGAAGAAUGUAUCUCAAGCGUCAAGUUCAAAACACCAGCUAAGAGAGCUGUCGGCGGUUCAAAACAUGGAUUAAUCAAUGUUAACAACUUAGAGGAUGAAGGGAAGUUGUCCACUAAUAAGUUUAAGUGCAAGGGUGCAAAGAAGUUGAGGUCCUAG
Molecule: messenger RNA, 1665 nt
Organism: Arachis duranensis
Lineage: Eukaryota; Viridiplantae; Streptophyta; Magnoliopsida; Fabales; Fabaceae
Exons: 14
Coding region: 1-1665 (554 amino acids)
Source: RefSeq, a predicted model, not a curated record